Rotaria sp. Silwood2 is the source of this 858-nucleotide messenger RNA. Lineage: Eukaryota; Metazoa; Rotifera; Eurotatoria; Philodinida; Philodinidae. The record is from the annotation of a GenBank genome assembly.
AUGGAGAAUAAUUUACCUGAUUUGAAAUGUUUUUAUUUACAAUAUGAUUGUUUUAGUGAUACAUAUUAUAAUCAUAUUUUACCUCUUUUACGCCAUAUGCCAAAUAUUGAACAAUUAAAUUUACGUCUUAUUAUUGCAAAUCAAACUACAUUUAUUAAUGGUAAACAUAUUUAUGAUGAAAUUAUUGUUCAUAUGUCACGACUUCAUAUAUUUAACUUUUGUUUUUGUACAUGUAUGCGAUUGUAUCAACCAAUUGAUCAUUUAUCCAUAGAUGAUAUUCUAAAAGCUUUUUCUAAUAAUAUAUAUCAACAGGUGGACUGUAUGAUCAGGUAUCGAGAUACUGAUAUCAAAUAUCAUGCAUUUUCAUUACCAUUCAUGUUUGAUUAUCUUCCUUUUAUUGAUAAUAAAUUUUCAAAUAUUAUUUUCAAUCAUGUUAUAAGAUUGGAAGUAGAUGAUGGAAUUUCAUUCGAACAUGAAUUUUUCAUGCGAAUUUCCUUGUCUUUUCCUUUACUUAAAUUAUUACAUAUUAUUAAUCUCAAGCGACAAACAUCGAUAUCAAGUAAUUUAAGUUCAAAUGAUAAUCAAUUAUAUUCAACAAUUAUUGAAUUUCCUUAUCUUACUUCGCUUAAUCUGCUAUUUGCUCAUUAUGAUUAUGUCGACCAAUUUCUUAAUGAUAAAAAAACACGUCUACCUUGUCUUACCAAAUUAGCAGUUAAUUACGAUAAAUUAAUAACUGUUACAAAAGAAUUUACAAACGAAAGAACAAGAUUAAAUUGUAUGAAAGUGAAACAAUUGAAUAUACGUCCUCAUAGAAAUAUAGAUUCAGAAGAUUUUCAUAUUUAUUUUCCUUUGUUGUAA